Molecule: messenger RNA, 4248 nt
Organism: Suncus etruscus (white-toothed pygmy shrew)
Lineage: Eukaryota; Metazoa; Chordata; Mammalia; Eulipotyphla; Soricidae
Gene: MCF2L2
Product: MCF.2 cell line derived transforming sequence-like 2
Exons: 30
Coding region: 1-4140 (1379 amino acids)
Cellular component (GO): cytoplasm
Molecular function (GO): guanyl-nucleotide exchange factor activity
Source: RefSeq, a predicted model, not a curated record
AUGGCUGAAUCUGGCUUUCUUGGGUGGGGCCGCGAGCCUGGGCGUUGGCGCUCGGCAGCCGCUGCACAAAGGAGCAGGCUGGCCGGCUCGGUGGAGUCUACGCGCACGGGCGUGCCCAUAACCCUGUCCCAGCACCUCAGUCUCCAAACGCACUUCGGGGUUGUGACUGCCGCUAACUGCGACCCCGAAAACACACUCCGUUCCCCCCGGGCUCACACUCCAGCCCCUCCUUCCUCCAGGAGUCAGGAGCUGCGCGAGAGAAGCAGUGUCACCCCUCUUCUUCCUGAACCCCGCGAUUCCUUGCUGGAUCUAACCCCGACGCCGCCACUCCGCUGCUCCCCAACAUCCGUCCCUCCCCGAGGACACCUGGCGGGGCAGGAGAGGGGCGCGAAUUGUAACGGAGUCGCCCGCAUUCCGGGAGCCCGAGCAUCCAUCCAUCCUCUAGGACGCUGGCAAAGGGGCGCGGCCUCCCCACCCGAAUCCGGGCGGCGCUCGGGCGCGUGCGCGCCUCCCACGGAGCCCCCGGCGCCUCUCCGGGCGGGGGAGAGGUGGGUGCUGAGCGGGCCGUGGACGCGAGUGGGGAGGUGCAGAACCCCCGCCCGGUGCUGUGGGCGGCACAGAGUCCUAGCAGCAGCCGCUGGCCGCCUCUGCUCCUGUUCUUGCUGGUGGCAACGCUUUUCCUUUACGCGCGCGGGCCCGGCCGCCUGCCACCAGAGGCCCCCCUGGGAAAAGGCGCCGGACACCCCGACAGCCCUGGGACCACGAAUUCCAAAGCUCAAGAGCUCUCUGGACCUUCGGAGAAGCCGGGAGCGCGUCUACGGUGACAUUGGGGCGCCCGAAGCUAGCCACCUCCAGCACAACUGUUUUCCCUUUCUUGGAGAGCCUGGAGGGGCGCUGGGAGGCUCAACUUCACCUGUAGAAGACCCCCCCUCUUGUCCAACAGGGCGCGGCCGGUCCUCCCACCAUCCCCGAAAGCGGAUCUGCUGGGGGGAGACUCUGGUUUGGUGGCGCGCGCUCCAGGGCGAGCGCUGCGCACCGGUGGCGCAGAUGCCGGUGGCACCGGGGCCCCAGCAGCCGGACAAACUUGUGCGCCACGGUCUUGUCGCCACGGAGCGGGGUUCCGAAGACAUGCUGUCGGGGUUUCAAGAAGAAAUGGACCCUCCGGAGCUCACCCGGCGACUGGCCACGGUGAUCACUCACGUCGAUGAAAUUAUGCAGCAGGAAAUCAGGCCUUUCAGGGCAGUGGACUUAAUUGAACAACUUCACAGACAAUUUGCCAUUCUUUCAGGAGGCCGUGGGAAAGAUGGUGCCCCCAUCAUUACCUUUCCAGAGUUUGUGGGGUUCAAACACAUUCCAGAAGAGGACUUCUUGAAUGUUAUGACCUACCUGACAAGCAUUCCCAGUGUGGAGGCUGCCAGCAUUGGAUUUGUCAUUGUUAUCGACAGACGAAGGGACAAGUGGAGCUCCAUAAAAGCAUCCUUGACACGAAUAGCUGUAGCCUUUCCAGGAAACUUGCAGCUCAUAUUUAUUCUUCGUCCAGCUCGCUUUAUCCAGAGGGCAUUCACUGAUAUUGGCAUUAAAUACUAUCAAGAUGAAUUUAGAAUGAAGGUGCCGAUUGUUAUGUUGAACUCUGUUGCUGACCUUCAUGGCUACAUUGACAAAAGUCAACUGACUGUAGACUUGGGAGGAACUUUGGAAUAUCAUCAUAGUCAGUGGAUGAAUCAUAGAACUGCUAUUGAAAACUUUGCCUUGACAUUGAAGAACACAGCCCAGAUGCUCCAGACAUUUGGGGUAUAUUUGGCCAUGGCAGAGCUACCCAGAGGCAUUCUAUCUGCUGAAGACCUUCUCAUGUGCCACACAAGGCAGCGGGACCAGCUGCAGGGUGAACUGCAGUUACUUGUAAAGCAAGGGGCCACUUUGCUAUCAUGUAUUCAAGAACCAGCCACCAAAAGUCUAAUAAGCAAACUCAAUCCCAGUGAACUGGAGAAUGUAACUACCAUGGAAAGGUUGUUAGUGCAAUUGGAUCAAACUGAGAAAGCUUUUAGUCAGUUUUGGUUCCAGCAUCACCUGAAGCUUAACCAAUGCCUACAACUCCAACACUUUGAGCACAAUUUUUGUGAGGUGAAGCUUGUCCUGAACAACUUGCUGGCAGAGCAGGCUGAGUUUACAGAUAAUGGCGACAGUGUGAUGCAUGUGGAACAGCUUCUUAGAGAACAUAAAACCCUGGAAAGAAAAGGCCAGGAGCCUUUGGAGAAGGCUCAGCUGCUUGCACUGGUGGGGGACCAGCUCAUCCAAAGCCACCACUAUGCGGUGGACUCCAUCAGGCCCAGAUGUGCAGAGCUCAGGCAUCUCUGUGAUGACUUCAUCAAUGAAAACAAGAAAAGAGAGGAGAUGUUAGAGAAGUCCUUGGAGUUGCACAGACAGCUGGACAAGGUCAGCCAGUGGUGUGAAGCAGGAAUCUACCUCUUGGCUUCCCAAGCUGUUGACAAGUGCCAGUCGCGUGAGGGGGUUGACGUUGCUUUGAAUGACAUUGAGAUAUUCCUGGGUGCAGCCAAAGAUUACCAGCUUCCCAACCCCAGAGACUUCUACAACCAGUUUGAGCUGAUGCUCACUGUUGACACAAAGGCCAAAGCCCAGAAAGUCCUGCAGAAGCUGACGGAUGUGCAGGAAAUAUUUCACAAGCGACAAAUGAGUCUGAUGAAACUGGCAGACAGACAGACUCGCCCAGUGCAGCCUGUAGCCCCACAUCCCGAAUCUUCCCCUAAAUGGGUGUCACCAAAAGCCAUUCAGCCCUCCACAGUGGCUUCUCUUCAGAAGUCAUCUGAGGGAUCUUCUUUAGAGCCAGAUUUUCACUCCCUGGAAAAGGAAGGUGAUGAGAUUAAAUUUGAUGUCAAGAAUGAAGAAAUUCUUGGGAGCAGUCAUGACGGUGAGAACCCUGCACAAGAGCAGUUUGGCAGUCCUGAAAAUCUUACCCCUAGCAGGCGAAUCAUCCGUGACUUACUUGAGACUGAAGAGAGUUAUAUAAAAGAAAUUAAGAGCAUAAUUGAUGGAUAUAUUACACCAAUGGAUUAUAUUUGGCUGAAGCAUCUGAUUCCAGAUGUUCUUCAGAACAACAAGGACUCUCUCUUUGGGAAUAUUAGAGAACUUUAUGAAUUUCACAACAGGACUUUUCUAAAAGAAUUGGAAAAGUGUUCUGAGAAUCCUGAACUUCUGCCAUGUUGUUUUCUCAAGAGAAAAGAAGAUCUUCAAAUAUAUUUUAAAUACCAUAAGAAUCUUCCCCGAGCCAAGGCAAUUUGGCAAGAAUGUCAAGACUGCGCAUACUUUGGGGUAUGCCAGCGCCAAUUGGAUCACAAUCUCCCCCUUUUUAAGUAUCUUGGAGGACCAAGUGAAAGACUUGUAAAAUACCAGCAGCUAUUGAAGGGCCUGCUGGAUCUUGUAUCUGCUGAGAAUUUGGAGAAAGACCAGGGAAACCAUGAAAAAGAUUCAGCUAAGAAUGAACUACAGAGGACCAAGGAUUCAGUCUUCUCAGAUGAGCUACAGCAAGCAGUGACAAUGAUGGAAGAUUUGAUCAAAUCCUGUGAAUUGUCUGUGGGCUUGGCAGCAGUGACUGGAUGUCCGGAUGAUAUCGGAAAACUGGGCAAGCUGUUGAUGUGUGACUCUUUCAGCGUCUGGAGCAUUCACAAAGACCGUUCUAAAAUGAAGGAUUUUAUCCGAUUUAAACCCAGCCAGAGGCAAAUCUACCUCUUUGAAAAGGGACUUGUGUUCUGUAAGAUCCGAGUGGAUCCCAGCGGCCAAGGCCUGUCUCCUCAGCACAGCUUUAAGAAGUCUAUGAAGUUAGCGACACUUUCAAUUCGCCAAUUGGGAAAAGGGAACAGCAAAAAGUUAGAGAUUUCCAGUCAGAAUGGACUUGAGAAGUACAUCCUUCAGGCAGCUUCGAAGGAAACCAAGGAUUAUUGGUUUUCAGCAAUAAGUAAAUUAUUGGUACAACAGCAAAGUAUUAAAGGCUGCUCCAGCCAGGAGCCCUUCUCUGCAGACAUCGCUGAGGACCGAAAGGCACCAGGAGACAUGGAGAAGGAGAGCAGCGCCCUGAGUCUCUCAGGACUUUUCCAGCUGGAUGACAGCGAGGAGCAAGACCCGUAAGUGUGAAGGAGGAACAACAAGAGGAGCUCCUGAGUCUUUGCUUCUCCCACCGUCCUCUGGGAAUUGAGUAUCAGCCACGCACAGGGCACUGGACAAAGGCACAUGGAU